Molecule: messenger RNA, 1126 nt
Organism: Lotus japonicus
Lineage: Eukaryota; Viridiplantae; Streptophyta; Magnoliopsida; Fabales; Fabaceae
Product: replication protein A 32 kDa subunit A-like
Exons: 10
Coding region: 71-892 (273 amino acids)
Biological process (GO): DNA replication; nucleotide-excision repair; double-strand break repair via homologous recombination
Cellular component (GO): nucleus; DNA replication factor A complex; chromosome, telomeric region
Molecular function (GO): DNA binding
Source: RefSeq, a predicted model, not a curated record
UUCAUUUCCCACUUCUUGUACUUGCUAUCAAUCUCUCUCUUCUUCAAUUCUCCUCCCUAGGGUUUCACAGAUGUUCUCCGUCACCCAAUUCGAUUCCUCCUCCGGUGGCGGCGGUUUCACCUCCACACAGCUCAACGAUUCUUCGCCGGCACCGCAAAAAGGCCGUGAAUCGCAGGGUUUGGUUCCGGUGACAGUGAAGCAGAUCAAUGAAGCCUCUCAGUCUGGUGAUGAAAAGUCAAGUUUCGUGAUCAACGGUGUAGAACUCACCAAUGUGACGCUGGUUGGAAUGGUGUUUGAGAAAGCAGAGAGAAACACUGAUGUCAAUUUUGUUUUAGAUGAUGGGACAGGGCGAAUCAAAUGUCGAAGAUGGAUCAAUGAUGCUUUCGACACACAGGAAGUGGAAGAAAUAAUGAAUGGUAUGUAUGUUCGUGUUAAUGGGCAUUUGAAAAGCUUCCAAGGUGUAAGGCAGGUUGCAGCCUUUUCUGUCAGGCCUGUGGUGAAUUUUGAUGAGAUCCCUUUUCACUUCAUUGAUUGCAUACAUCACCACCUCCGCUCCAAAUUAAAGAUGGAGGGAACCAUAUCUACAGAUCCUCCUGCAUCAGACUCAUCUUUGAAAACUCCUGUCAGAAACACAUCUAAUGGAUCUCAGGCACCAUCAUCAACUCCUGCAUAUGCACAAUAUGGUGUGGAUGGACUCAAGGAUUGUGAUAAAUUGGUUAUUGACUAUCUGCAGCAGCAUUCAGACAUGUCGGAUGAUCGGGGAAUACAUGCUAACGAGCUAUCUCGAGAGCUCAAGCUUCCAUUGGACAAGAUCAUGUUAUCGCUGAGGACUCUUGGAGAUGAUGGUUUAGUAUACUCCACCAUAGAUGACUUCCAUUACAAACAAGCUUGAUAUUUUGUCAUUUUUCAAAUAUAGCUAGGGAUUGUGCUGUGGACAUAUUGAUGUUUGUCCACUACUCUAUUUUGAUUUAUUUUAGGCUUCUACAUGUAGAUAUGCUUUUGGAUCGUAUGAAUCACUUUUAUUGCCCAAAUUCAUGAACCCUUGUUAACUGCAUUGUCUUGCUUGAAAACAUUUUUCACCUCCACUUUAUUUAUAAUACAUGGAAAUAUUAUUAUCUUGACCCCA